This is a messenger RNA of Thyridium curvatum, 1146 nucleotides long. RefSeq lists its product as uncharacterized. The transcript is spliced from 2 exons. Bases 1 to 1146 code for a protein of 381 amino acids. NCBI's taxonomy places the organism in Eukaryota, Fungi, Ascomycota, Sordariomycetes, Thyridiales, Thyridiaceae. Gene Ontology annotation, molecular function: dioxygenase activity. The record is from RefSeq and is a predicted model, not a curated record.
AUGGCUACCGCAGUCCAGCAACCCGUGUCUCAACCAGUGGGGAAUCGAGCCUCGCUCCAGUACAAACAAGUGCCCGAGACCAAGUAUGAGUCUAAUGUGGACCCCUCGAUAGUGGAAUGGGCCGACCUGGUCACUCUGGAUCUCUCCAAGUUUGAGCAACCAGGAGGAAAGGAAGCUCUAGCGAAGCAGCUCUUCAACGCUCUCCAAACCAUCGGCUUCUUUUAUGUCAUCAAUUUUGGCCUCACCCAAGAGGAGGUCGACCGCCAAUUCGCCAUCGGCAAGUCCCUCUUCGAGCUGCCCACCGAGGAGAAGAUCAAGUACCGCGCGGAUCUCGAAAACGGCGGAUACAACGGCUACAAACCGCUGGGCCUCCGCGAGGUGGCCCCCGGCAUCUUCGACAAUACCGAGAUCUACAACAUCCCCAAGUUUACCCCGCACUUCGAGAGGCCUCACCCGGAGGUGGUCAACGAGAACCGGCCCGAGAUCGAGCGCUUCGCUCGCCACAUCCACCACAACAUCGCUGGCAAGCUCCUCGUCUUGUUCGCCAUCAUCCUCGAGCUCCCAGAGGACUACUUCAUCUCGCGGCACCGCUACGAUGACGCGCCCUCGGACUGCCACCUGCGGUACAUGAAGUACCACCGCCGCGACGCCGAGACCAACGCCAAGCUGGACAACGUCUGGGUCAAGGGCCACACCGACUUUGGCAGCCUGACGCUGCUCUUCCGCCAGCCCGUCGCGGCCCUGCAAGUCAAGAGCAACGACGGCAGCUGGAAGUGGGUGAGGCCCUACGACGGCAGCAUCACGGUCAACGUGGCCGACGCCCUGCAGUUCCUCACCAACGGGUUCCUGAAGAGCAGUGUGCACCGCGUCGUGGCACCUCCCCCGGACCAGUCUAACGUUGACCGUUUAGGUCUGCUCUACUUCCUGCGCCCGGAAGACGACCUGGAGCUGAGGCCGAUCGAGAGCAGCGUGCUCACGAAGCUCGGCUACGAGCCUGACGCAGAGACGCAGUCCGCUGCGGGGAUCACCGCAGGAGAAUGGGUGAAGGCCCGCGUGAGGUCUGGGGUGAACAAGCAGACACAAGCUAGGAGUGAGGUUAAGGAGCAAGAGAUUAUCAAGGGCGUCAAGGCAAAGUAUUAUGAUUGA